Anneissia japonica is the source of this 3899-nucleotide messenger RNA. RefSeq names its product dolichyl-diphosphooligosaccharide--protein glycosyltransferase subunit 2-like. The record is from RefSeq and is a predicted model, not a curated record. Gene Ontology annotation, cellular component: membrane; oligosaccharyltransferase complex. Bases 171 to 2102 code for a protein of 643 amino acids. Gene Ontology annotation, biological process: protein N-linked glycosylation. Lineage: Eukaryota; Metazoa; Echinodermata; Crinoidea; Comatulida; Comatulidae. The transcript is spliced from 18 exons.
AGAUAACUGUAUACGUAUGCUGGGCCUAGAUAGCCCCAAAAGUAUUGGAAAAUUAGCGAGAUAAUUAAUGUGGAAUAUUGUGCCCUGUUUUAAGUUUGGCAUUGCCCUGUUCUUUCUACUUGCAACAUCACUGCCAAUUAUUAAUUUUUUUUUUUUUUUAGUUUAGAAUCAUGAUCAUGGAAGGAUAUGGAUUGUUGCUGCUGUUAGCAUUUGCAGUGGCUGGGCAGGCUCUUCGCCCUCUUUCUGUCUUAACAUCAGAAGAUCAAACUAAAAUUCGAGCAGUGCUAGAGCAGGCUAAAUUCACAGAUAUUGCUCAUGCACAUUAUUCAAUCCUUGGGCUUACCCUGCUUGGUGCUCCUGCUCCAAAGGAUGCUUGUAAUUAUUUAAAAGCCAAUAUAGAUAUUAGUAAUGUUCAGUCGUUGUACCAUGCAACUGCAGCAGCUAAAGCUCUCGGCAACUGCCAGUUGAAUGCUGGCAAUGCUAAGCAGACUUUAAAUGGCGCCCUCAACGAGAGUGCUGACACUGCUACACUUUUUUAUGCUGUUUGUGCUCUGAAUAGUUUGAAUUUUCCAAUUAAUUCAGUUGAAGUAGCUAAACUUUUGAAAGCAGCGUUACAAAAAGACGAUAGUGUUAUAAGUCAAGUAUAUUCUCUUCAUGUUGCGUCAAUGUUGUCGGCAGAGACAGAUGUUACGGAAUAUGUGAAUUCUGUAGAAGAUAUUGCCGCACAAGGUGAUGAAAUAGAUGAAAUUUAUUUGCAGUUUGAAGGAGGUAUCCUGCCCUCAGCAUUGUUUAUUGAUGGUGCUUUAAAAGUUGCUGCAAAAGCCAACAAGAAACCUGUCCUCACUGAGGAGCAAGUUGUGAUGAUGGGAAACUACAUUCUGAGUCGAAAGUCCACACAAAAUGUCCGCAAUGCCUAUCUCGUUGUCCUUGCCACUAAAGCCCUCUCAGAUAAUAAGUUCUUUGUUCCUGUUGGUUUCACACUGUCAAGCAGUAUAACUGUCUCUCCAGUACAACCCAAGAUCAACGUCCAAGUUACAAACCUGAUGGCCGGAUCCGUUGGUCAGCUGACCGUUUCAACCAAAUCAGCAGUACGGAAGUCGGACGGUUCUAAAUUGUUUGCAGAGAAAAAACUAACUGCAGCUUCCGACAAAACACAUUUUGAAUUAAAUUUCCUGGAAAGCAAACCAGCGCCUGGAUUUUAUGACGUCACUUUGGUGGCUAAGCCUGCAAAGGCUGAUAGCCGAUUAAUUGGCCUGUCUGAGGGCAGUAUUACUGUCAAGGUCGUUACUGAGGUCGCUGUAGAAGGGGUGGAGCUUCUUGUGAUUGACAGAGAUCAGAGCAUUACAACAAAGACUGUCAGUGUACAACAUCCAAAGAAGUUGGCAUCUGUUCUUGAAGCUGACCAUCAUCAAAACAUCAUGCUGAAGUUCACUCUCAAAGAUAAGGCUACAAACAAACCAAUGGCUGUCCACCAGGCCUUUAUUCGCAUGGCAAAUGUAAAGACAAAGCAGGAAGUGAUCUUCACCUCGGAUCGCUCUGAAACCCUUCAGUACUCCUUCAAACUGGAUGUAGCUCAGAGUGGCCGAGAUCACUUCAGUGCCCUCUCUGGCAAGUACUCGAUGGAACUGAUUGUUGGCGAUGCAUCCAUUCAAAACCCAUUUCUCUGGCAUGUUGCUGAUUUGAACCUGAAACUCAAUGAGGACCCAAAUAAAAAAGCUCCAGAAGUGAAAGGAAUUGAAUACAAAGCAAAAGAUCCAAUCGACCACAUGUUCCGAGUCCCAGAGAAACGUCCCUCCAAGACUGUGUCGAGCGUCUUUACAGGGCUCAUUGCAAUACCAUUGAUCAUUCUUCUCGCUUUGUGGGCUAAACUUGGAGUAAAUCUUGGGAACAUGCCAAUGUCUCUGAGUGCCAUUGGAUUCCAUGUUGGCCUAGCUUCUAUUCUUGGUCUUAUGUACUGCUACUGGGCUUAUCUUAAUAUGUUCCAAACUGUUCGUUACUUAACAGUAAUAGGUAUUGUUACAUUUAUUUGUGGCAAUAGGCUACUAGGGAGCAUUGCAGCAAGAAAGUUAGCACGUUCACCACGUUUCAAGGGGAUAAGAUGAGAGAAGAAGACCUCAAUUUCUACCAAGCAUCAGGAUGGUAAAUUUUCAAAACUCGCAUCCAGACUCAUUAAAAAAAAUAAUUAAAAAAACACACAAAUUCUACAACAGAAAUAGAUAAUGCACAGUUAGGAAGUUUUACAGUAACAAAUUUCAAGAAUUCUGCCUUUAAAAAAUGAUGAUGAAUUUCAUAAAAUAAAUUUUUAUAUUUUCAAAUAUAUUGUGACGCCUCUUUCGAUAAUGAUUAUUUAAGAUUAGAUUCCUGUCCACAUUAUCAAUUUAAUAUAUGACAAAUGUCUGUGAUUUGCCCAUUUAUGGGGCAUGAUGACAUCAUGUUUUUGUCAUGUAAAACUUGAUAGUUAAUCCGGGCACUCACUAUGUUGUAUGACCAUCGCACAACGAAUCCAAGUUCGUUCUCUGGACGUAUCAUCAUUGAAAAUGAUCCGUUGUGUGCGUGUCGUGUCGUGUUGCGUUCUCAAUAGAAUCGAGACGACUUGUGCGUAGUGAGUACCUGACUUUCUGGACAGAGCAUUAGAAAAAUAUUUUGUUAAUUAAAAUCACAUGAAUAGUGGAAUAAGUUAAGAUGCAAUUUGUGUAGUUGAUACAUACAGCUCUGCACUAUUAUUCAAUAUGAAUUAGGUUACCAAGCCAUGUUAGGCAAUCAAUGUUUAGUUUAUUUCAUAUUUCAACAAUCAGUGCUUGAUGUAAUAUUAUUUUUUAAUGUGAUAUUACAAAUAAUCCAAAAUGGACUAUAUUUAAUCUUGCUGGUACAUCACCCUCUAUUUAAGUCGUAAUGUUUUUAAUGUUGAUUAAAUUUUGCUUGUAUUUUAAAAUUCUUAUUAUCUUUAGUUAUUAUUUAGUUGCUAUAAUGCAGGUUUUGUGAUUGGAAUUAAUUGUGCUGGACCAUGAAGAAAUAUACAUUUAAUCAGAUUAUCUAAUCUAUUAACAUCUAUCACAAGUUUAAUUUUUUUAAGCUUGGUUUCUGUACAAAUUACUACACAGUCGCUACAGCGUUUUCACUGCAAACCUUGAACUGCGUAGCUGUCCCUGCAAUCAGGGACGCUCUGAUUGAUCUGACCAUCAGCGUCUGUCGCCAAAGGAGUCGACGAUAGCAUGUUGCGAUUUUUAUGUCUGAUAGGUAUCCACACUGGACUGGUCAUCCAUCUUCUGGUUCUAUAAUUGUCAUUUAAAUUUUUAAAUAAUGUCACAUUUUGAUGUCAUUAUUUUGGGUGUAAAGCUUUGUCCACAUUAUCAUUGUCGAGUUUUAUGUGACAAAACUUGAUUUGCUCAUUUGUGUAAUAUGGCAUGGGUGUAAAAAAUUAUGGCUAAUAAAUAAUUUGACAUUGAAUUAAUUAGUUGUAGUCUUUUCUAGUUCAGUGAUUGCCUAUUCUGUAUGAGCUACUCUUGGGCAAAAUGCAGGAGUUUUGUAACCGUAAGAUAACUAAUUACAGUACUGUGUAGAGUAAUUGACAAAUUACCUUUCCCAAAUAUGGGCAAUCACAGAAUUUUGUCACCAAGUAAUUAUUUGAUGUGUGUACAGAGCCUGAUGAAUUUGCCAUACAUCAUUACUGUCAGUGUUUUUCAGAUGUGUUUAUCAAUGAUGUGAUUGGGGUUAUGGUUUCCUAAGCUAGGAUUUGUGAGGAGUAGGCAACUUUAUUUUAUUUUCCUCCCUUGGUCAUUUGAAUGAUGAGAUUAAUUACUUUCUACAGGUCACAUACUAAAAGAGAUUAUCAAUAAGGAUGUACAUUUGUUAUAUGACACUAAAAAGGAUUUGAUUUCAUUAAAAGUGCCCAAAAUAUA